This is a messenger RNA of Ruditapes philippinarum (Manila clam), 775 nucleotides long. RefSeq lists its product as uncharacterized. The record is from RefSeq and is a predicted model, not a curated record. Bases 45 to 545 code for a protein of 166 amino acids. Lineage: Eukaryota; Metazoa; Mollusca; Bivalvia; Venerida; Veneridae. The transcript has 4 exons.
ACAGAAAUUCACCCAUUUAUCAGGAGAUAAAAGAAUAAAACAAAAUGAAAUGCGAGGAGAUUUUAGUGGCGGUGGUGUUAUUGUGUAUUGUUGACCGACUCGAUGCUGACCAUCCAAAAGACAAACUGGCCAAAGAUCCAAAAAUGCCGAGAGUUGGUUGUACAAAAUUCAUGUUUGAGGGAAAAGGUGACUUUCGAGUACAGAAGAAGAUCUACCAAGCUCAGAAUUCUAAACAUUAUAUUGAAUCAUUACGCCUGAUAAAGAGGACUUCAUUCUACAAAUGUGAACCUAAGGCUGAGAAGUAUGGUAUUUCAGAGGAUGGUCAUUCAUGGUGGGUAGACAAAGGGUGUGAAGCUAUAUUUGAAGUGAUUGAGUGUCCAAAUAAUGGAAAAGUCCCUCCCCCAGAUACAUGGAGCAAGAUCUAUGAAGAGUUACGACGACGACUCAAAGCGGCCACACAGAACGUAGACUUGACAAAUUUCAACCUGAACAGCGUUUUUAACAGGUUCGAGUAUCGACCUGAACCGAUCGUUCGUGGAAACUGAUUGGAUUGUCUUGACAUGCAGAUAUUUUUGUACAUAUUGUCCGUAUUGGCUCUCAUUUCAAACUUGUGUUUGUUAUCCGGGAUAAAACUCACACAGUUCAAAUAUACAUACAUGUAAUUCAUAUAAUUGGCCAUCGUGUUCAUUUUUGCACGUUCGAGCGUUUACUUGUUUCAUGAAUCCAAUAUUAAAUGCUGAAACAUCAAUAAUAAACGAAUGCUUUAUGUUUAAAA